Euleptes europaea (tarantolino) is the source of this 2395-nucleotide messenger RNA. RefSeq names its product tousled like kinase 1 (gene TLK1). Lineage: Eukaryota; Metazoa; Chordata; Lepidosauria; Squamata; Sphaerodactylidae. Gene Ontology annotation, cellular component: nucleus. The record is from RefSeq and is a predicted model, not a curated record. Bases 62 to 2392 code for a protein of 776 amino acids. Gene Ontology annotation, molecular function: protein serine/threonine kinase activity; ATP binding. Gene Ontology annotation, biological process: peptidyl-serine phosphorylation; chromosome segregation; intracellular signal transduction. The transcript is spliced from 21 exons.
CCCCCGAGUGCUGCUGCUGCUGCCCCCGGCGGCUGCCGCCGGGCUCCAGGAAAGUAGCUUGAUGAGUGUCCAAAGUAGCAGUGGAAGUUUGGAGGGGCCGCCAUCUUGGUCCCGGCUCUCCACGUCCCCACCGAGCCUGCAGGGCUGCUUGGCGGCGGUGGCCGUGGCGGCCUCCGCGGCGGCAGCGGCGGCCUCCCUGCUCCACGACAACGCGCCGCCCGGGAAGCCGCCCAAGGAAGGUGCAAUGGAUGAACUUCAUAGCCUGGAUCCAAGAAGGCAAGAAUUGCUGGAAGCCAGAUUCACAGGAGUAGUGAGUGGCAGCACGGGGAGUACAGGAAGUUGUAGUGUUGGAGCAAAGGCCUCAACAAAUAAUGAAAGUUCUAAUCACAGUUUUGGAAGUUUGGGAUCUCUAAGUGAUAAAGAAUCAGAGACUCCUGAGAAGAAACAGUUGGAACCUUCAAGGGGAAGAAAAAGGAAAGCAGAAAACCAGAGUGAAAGCAGUCAAGGGAAAAGCAUUGGGGGACGCGGUCACAAAAUCAGUGACUAUUUUGAAUACCAAGGUGGAAAUGGGUCAAGCCCAGUAAGAGGAAUGCCUCCUGCAAUCCGUUCUCCUCAAAACUCACAUUCCGCCCCUUCUUCCGUUCGGCAGAAUAGUCCUUCUCCUACUGCACUAUCUUUUGGGGACCACCCUGUUACCCAACCAAAGCAGUUGUCAUUUAAAAUUACUCAGACUGAUCUCACAAUGCUGAAAUUAACUGCACUUGAAAGUAAUAAAAAUCAAGACUUGGAAAAGAAGGAAGGUCGUAUAGAUGAUUUGCUCAGGGCUAACUGUGAUCUACGACGACAAAUAGAUGAACAACAAAAGCUACUUGAAAAAUACAAAGAAAGAUUAAACAAAUGCAUUUCAAUGAGCAAGAAACUUCUGAUUGAAAAGAGCACACAAGAAAAACUGGCAAGCAGAGAGAAGAGUAUGCAAGACAGAUUACGCCUAGGGCAUUUUACAACUGUUCGACAUGGUGCCUCGUUUACCGAACAGUGGACAGAUGGCUUUGCAUUUCAGAAUCUUGUGAAGCAACAGGAAUGGGUGAAUCAACAAAGGGAAGAUAUUGAAAGGCAAAGGAAACUUCUGGCGAAGCGGAAACCUCCAUCGACAAAUAAUUCACAGGCACCCUCUGCCAAUUCAGAACCUAAACAGAGGAAAAAUAAAGCAGUCAACGGAGCAGAAAACGAUCCAUUUGUUAGACCCAAUUUACCACAAUUGCUGACGUUAGCAGAGUAUCAUGAACAAGAAGAAAUUUUCAAGCUUAGAUUAGGACAUCUCAAAAAGGAGGAAGCUGAAAUACAAGCAGAACUUGAACGUUUGGAAAGAGUUAGAAAUCUUCAUAUACGAGAGCUCAAAAGAAUAAACAAUGAAGACAAUUCACAGUUCAAGGAUCACCCCACGUUAAAUGAGCGGUAUUUGUUACUUCAUUUACUUGGUCGAGGUGGCUUUAGUGAAGUAUAUAAGGCUUUUGAUCUCUACGAACAAAGAUACGCUGCUGUGAAGAUACACCAGCUCAACAAAAGCUGGAGGGACGAGAAGAAGGAAAACUACCAUAAGCAUGCUUGCAGAGAGUAUAGAAUACACAAAGAGCUGGAUCAUCCAAGGAUAGUAAAACUCUAUGACUACUUCUCCUUGGAUACAGAUACGUUUUGUACAGUAUUAGAAUAUUGUGAAGGCAAUGAUCUGGAUUUCUAUCUCAAGCAACAUAAAUUAAUGUCAGAAAAAGAAGCAAGGUCCAUUGUAAUGCAAAUAGUAAAUGCACUUCGAUAUCUCAAUGAGAUUAAGCCACCUAUAAUACACUAUGAUCUUAAACCAGGAAACAUUCUUUUGGUAGACGGGACAGCAUGUGGAGAAAUAAAAAUCACAGACUUUGGCCUGUCCAAAAUAAUGGAUGAUGACAGCUAUGGAGUGGAUGGGAUGGACUUAACUUCCCAAGGAGCUGGCACUUAUUGGUAUUUGCCUCCGGAGUGUUUUGUUGUAGGGAAAGAGCCUCCAAAGAUUUCCAACAAGGUGGAUGUGUGGUCAGUUGGUGUAAUCUUUUUCCAGUGUCUAUAUGGCCGGAAGCCGUUUGGCCAUAACCAAUCCCAACAAGAUAUCCUUCAGGAAAAUACAAUAUUAAAAGCCACUGAAGUACAAUUUCCAGUGAAGCCUGUUGUGAGCAAUGAAGCCAAGGCCUUCAUCAGACGCUGCUUGGCGUACCGUAAAGAGGACCGGUUUGAUGUCCAUCAACUGGCUAACGACGCUUACCUUCUCCCACACAUGAGAAGAUCAAAUUCUUCGGGAAACCUGCAUAUGACUGGACUGGCAGCUUCUCCGACGCCACCUAUAUCAGGCAUUAUUCCCUUCUGAGAC